AGGGAAAGAUGGCGUCCUCUAACAAUCCUCGCAAAUUUAGCGAAAAAAUCGCUUUGCAUAAUCAGAAACAGGCGGAGGAGACCGCGGCGUUUGAAGAAGUGAUGAAGGACCUGAACAUCACCCGGGCGGCACGGUUGCAGUUACAGAAGACCCAGUAUUUGCAACUAGGGCAGAAUCGUGGACAGUACUAUGGAGGCUCACUGCCCAAUGUCAAUCAGAUUGGAAAUGGCAACAUUGACCUGCCUUUUCAGAACUCGGUGCUGGAUACCAGUCGGACAACCAGGCACCACGGGUUGGUGGAGCGCGUUUACCGUGACCGGAACCGCAUCACGUCUCCCCAUCGACGGCCCCUGUCAGUCGACAAGCACGGACGUCAAAUUGACAGCUGUCCUUACAGCUCAGUUUACCUCUCCCCACCACCAGACACUAGCUGGAGAAGGACAAAUUCGGACUCUGCCUUACACCAGAGCGCCAUGAAUCCCAAGCCGCAGGAGGUGUUUGCAGGGGGAUCACAGGAGCUGCAGCCUAAACGAGUGCCUGGGACGGAGAGCUCAGAGUCAAAUGCAGACAAGGAUGCACAGAAACAGUUGUGGGAUGACAAGAAGGAUGAUUCUUCAAAGUCUAACACAUGUGACGUCCCUGGAAUCAAUAUAUUCCCAUCACCGGACCAGGAGUUGAACCCAUCUGUGCUCCCAGCUGCACACAACACUGGCGGUUCACUACCUGAUUUAACUAACAUCCAGUUCCCUCCGCCUCUGUCAACUCCACUGGACCCUGAGGACCCUGUGGCCUUCCCCUCCCUCAGCUCCGCUAACAGCACGGGCAGCCUGACCACCAACCUCACCCACCUGGGCAUCAGUGCCGCCAGUCACGGGAUCCCCGCUUCCUCUCAGCCUACCAUGACGGCAAUGGCACAACGCCGCCAGCCACCCGUGGUGCCACUCACCCUCACCUCCGACCUCCACCUUCAACAGUCGCCGCAGCAGCUGUCACCCACCCUUUCCUCGCCUGUUAACAUCACGCAGGUCGUGCCAACAGAGCCGCUGACCCUGGAGCAGCAGCUCUCCCAGUACCCCCUGUUCAACCAGCUGACAGCUCAGGCCCAGGCUCAGCUGCUCAGUGACCUCCAGAAGCAGCAGGCCCUGCCGCAGGGUAUCCAGCUCAUCACCUUGCCAACUCUCGCCUCCUCCGGCACGCCCACCGCCACAGUCAGCAGCCCCUCCCCAGACAGCCAGACCACCGCCAGCAUCAGCAUCGGCUCGUAUCGCAAUCAGACUGGCUCACCAGCCACUCAGUCUCCAACCUCCCCAGUCUCCAAUCAAGGCUUCUCCCCGGCGGCUCGGCCUCAACACAUUCCCGUGGUGGGCAGCAUAUUUGGAGACUCCUUUUAUGAUCAGCAGUUGCGCGAGGCAGACAAUGCUCUCUCUCACCAGCUCGAGCAGUUCAACAUGAUCGAAAGCCCCAUUAGCUCCACCAGCCUUUACAGCCAGUGCUCCACCCUGAACUACACACAGGCAGCCAUGAUGGGGCUGACCGGGGAGCAGCUGCGGACUCCCAGCAGCUCGGCUACGCAGCCACGGCAACAUCCAAACAUCAUCCUCACAGUCACAGGUGAAUCCCCGCCGAGCCUCUCCAAAGAGCUGACCAACUCUCUGGCUGGCGUUGGCGACGUUAGCUUCGACGCAGACUCUCAGUUUCCUCUGGAUGAGCUGAAGAUCGACCCGCUCACCCUGGACGGACUACACAUGCUCAACGACCCCGACAUGGUGCUUGCCGACCCCGCCACCGAGGACACGUUCAGGAUGGACCGGCUGUAACGACAGAGGCCGACGGUAGCUGGGUACAAAGAGGAAGAAAAGGGACGCACUUACUUGUGAAUGGAGAGAAGAAAAGGGCAGGAUGAACCCUCUCCCUCGUUGCAUGGCCGUCCAGCUGUCCGACCUCGCCCUCAACUCAGUGAAGCCCUUUGAAACGAUGUGCCACCAAAGACAACAGGGAAAAAGACAUCCAGUGGCUUUCCGGGGACGGCCUCGCUGUCGUUUGAAUGAGAUUGGUUCGCUCAGCGCUUUUGCUAGGCUGCUGUGUUUACAGUGUACCAUUACAUGCCACAUAUACUCCAAAAUGCACAUUUGACCAAUUUUAUUUCUUCCAUAUCCACUUUAAUAUUUGUUUGUUGAUGUUUGCUUGUAGCAGGAAGCUGCCAGGACAUUGGGCUAAAACGAAUCCGUUCUGACCGGCUGUGUACAAAAAAAGAAGAAAAAACAAAAAACAACAGGCAGGUUUGCCCAAAACCUGCUAAGAGAUUAAUCGGUUUUCCCAUCAUGCCAUAAUGGCUUUCUAUUUCACAUUCAAGCUUUAUUUUUGACAACCAAUGUUA
Messenger RNA from Salarias fasciatus (jewelled blenny), 2377 nucleotides. It is a transcript of the gene crtc1b, whose product is annotated as CREB regulated transcription coactivator 1b. Gene Ontology annotation, molecular function: cAMP response element binding protein binding. The record is from RefSeq and is a predicted model, not a curated record. Gene Ontology annotation, cellular component: nucleus; cytoplasm. Gene Ontology annotation, biological process: protein homotetramerization; positive regulation of transcription by RNA polymerase II. Lineage: Eukaryota; Metazoa; Chordata; Actinopteri; Blenniiformes; Blenniidae.